Messenger RNA from Megalobrama amblycephala (Wuchang bream), 3431 nucleotides. It is a transcript of the gene gpr184, whose product is annotated as G protein-coupled receptor 184. The transcript has 4 exons. Bases 627 to 1631 code for a protein of 334 amino acids. Gene Ontology annotation, biological process: negative regulation of G2/M transition of mitotic cell cycle; G protein-coupled receptor signaling pathway; G1/S transition of mitotic cell cycle. Gene Ontology annotation, molecular function: G protein-coupled receptor activity. Lineage: Eukaryota; Metazoa; Chordata; Actinopteri; Cypriniformes; Xenocyprididae. Gene Ontology annotation, cellular component: membrane. The record is from RefSeq and is a predicted model, not a curated record.
GUGGAACAGGAAGUUGUGGCAUUGUGUAGACGACUGAAGCAAACUGUACCUUCAGUGGAACUUUGUCAUCUUCUGCUGUUCACUACCGUGUCUGGAAAAAGCUUUUACUCAUUGCGGUUGUCCAUCACAUGCAGCUCAAAAAAAAAAAAAAAAUCCCACAAGACCUAGCCUAGCAUCUUCCUGUAAACAUGUGAGAGAAAUGUUUUAUCUCUCCUCCCCUUUCUCCCUCUCAAUUCAUCUCCUCUCCAUCCACUCAGCGCGAAGUGCAGCGGCCGAACCUGCUCUCACAGGGUCACUUUUGAUCAUCUCCGGGCAGGAAGCGAUACUGAAGUGCAUGACACCCCCUUCAUGUCUGAGAUACUCUUUUCUCAGAGGUCACGCGGGACUGCAGCUGGACUUGAGGAGGUUCUGGGGCUGAGCUUGUAAAGUUACACCGCUGGGAUUGGGUGGACACUGGUGGAAUUGGAGGACAACAUUUUAUCAUUUCUUGUGUUGAUUUGCAGGCUGUCAUCUGAUGUAGCUCCAUUGUUUACGCAUUUUGACAUCAACCAUGAACACGGCUCAAGAAAGGGACUUCCAAGAGUGGUAACACUGUGAAAAAAAGGAGUAGUACUGAAAAACUUAUCAUGAUGAACUCAACAUUCAAUGCAAGCAACUCAACAUGUGUGGUCAUGAACCCGUCGGCAGGUCACCUGCUGAUGUCUAUCUACAUCAUCGCCUUCGUCCUGGGACUGCUGUUCAGCCUGGUCACCAUUGGCCCCAUAAUUCAGCAGAUCUGCAGAAAGAACAUUCUAGGGAUCUACCUUCUCAGCCUGUCUGUCUCGGAUCUCCUGUACAUCCUUACCAUGCCUCUGUGGAUCUAUUAUUUAAGCAACAACCACAAAUGGACCCUUGGCCAGGGACUCUGUAGUAUGGCUGGCUUCUUUUAUUACUCCAACCAGUACAUCAGCAUCUUUAUCCUCUGCUGCAUCUCCAUCGAUCGCUGCCUGGCCAUCACCUUCCCUCUGAGAGUCCAAGCCUUCCGGCGCCAGCGCUAUGCCUGGAUCAUCAGUGGGCUGGUCUACGUUUCUGUCAUGGCCUUGCACUGUUUGGUGCUGUACCUGGACAAGCUGGAAGAUCCCCUGGAUGACAACGACCAGAGCUGUUACGAGACCUUCCCCAUGACAGAACGCAUUGCGAUGUUCAACCUGAUACGGGUCGGAGUUGGCUUCUUCAUACCGCUGGUGAUCAUCACUAUCUGCUACCGUUUGAUCUCAAACAAGGUGCAGCAAAGUACAGGGGUGGACAUGCAAGGCAAGCGCAAAGUGAGGCUUUUGUCAAUUGGAGUCAUUGGCAUUUUCUCUUUCUGCUUUGCACCGUACCACAUCCUCCUGAUGAUAAGAUCCAUAAUUUUCUUUUCUGUUGGAGAACAACAAAGCUGCGUCUUUGAACAAGCAAUGUAUUUACCCUUCACUUGCUCACUCGGGCUAUCCAGCCUGAACAGCAUGGUGGACCCAGUGCUUUAUGUUUUGGCGAGUAAUGGAGCUAGGGAGGACAUGAGGUUGUUCUGUUGGAAAAACAAGCAGAGACAGAUGAGAGGAAGCCCUCUUGUUGGUUCCAAGUGGAAGACAAGAGUAACAAACUUGAGUUAAAAUCAACCUCAAAGUAGAUUUGUGCCUGACAGAGCACUGUGUAUUUGUAAUGUGGGUGUAUUUGGGUGUAUUUGCACCCAUUCAAGAGUAGUGCAAAUCAGUACCCAGAACAAAAUCGCCCAAACCGCUUGUGCUGACAGCACAGGCACAAAUUUGAGGAUGGGUUCUGAAUGUUAAGAUGUGGAGGGAGCAGCAUAGCUGCCGUACUUUUCUGGAACUCCACCACUGACAUCCAGACAGCUGAAUCAAAUGUGUUUGACCAAUGUGCUUGUCUGGAUUACAAUGAUUUAUCAUUUAUCAUUCGAUGAAUAAUUGCCACCAUGACUGUAAAACCUGCUUUCUGCAAGGCAGCUUUUGGUAAAAAGCACCAAGUUGUGUGAGCAAAGCUCAUCUGAAAUAAGCCUAAUUUGCAUAGAAAUCAAUGACAUGUACUGACAAUACUGAUGCUGCAGCAUUUUUUUGUGCAUUUAGCAUCUGGUUAAACUGGAUUGUGGUGUCUUAUUGAAUAAUAACAUUGUGUUUUGUGCUGAAAUACUGUGCAAAAAUGACUGUUUAGGGAAUUAGCCACUUUAUGCAAGUGUUGUAACCAGGGACCAGUUUCAUAAAGACAGUCACUAAGUCAGACUAGCAGUUAGCCAAAAGGGUAAUUUUUGGGGUUCAAAUUAGACCAGUCUACCUGUUUAAGUAACUUACUGAGAAAUGUUAUGACCAGUCUUUAAAAAAAAUGAUAGGGCUAACUCUUGAUCUCAAGUCCAAGAUCAUAUUUUCAUGGUUUUGGUCUUGGUACUCGAUUCAGAGUUUAUUUUCAUGGUUUUGGUCUUAGUCCUUGAGUCCAAGUCCAAGAUCAUAUUUUCAUGGUUUUUGCCUUGGUCCUUGAUUCAGAGUUUAUGUACAUUUUUUUAUAGUUUUGGUUUUAGUCCUUGAGUCUGAGUCCAAGACUAAAUUUUCAUGGUUUUGGUCCUCCAUUCAGAGUUUAUGAACAUAUUUUCAUGAUUUCCCAGACAGCAACAUAGUGUGGCCCAGAUCCGGCACACAUCUGGUACAUGUGGAUUACACAAGGACCAGAUGUGGGCCAGAUCUGGGCCGACACUAUGUUGGUGUCAGGAUUUGGUCUUAGUCCUCCAGUCUGAGUCCAAGACAAAAUUUUCAAGGUCUUUUCUAAACUUUCAUGGAUCAUUUGGACUCUCUCUUGACUUGAACUCAACUCUCUUCUGGUCACUGUCCUGACUCAGACUCAAAUAAACAUCUGCAGACAGGAAUGUUGUUGUCAAGACCAGUUAAUUUAUUUAUUUAUUUUUUUUAAACUCAGAAUCCAUUUAAUCUAUUUGUGUGAAAAGAGAAAAGGAAUAAUUACUUUGCUGUUUUAUCUGAGAUAGGGCGUAUGUCUGUGUCUUUACGAACACCAAGAGGAUGUUUACAAAUUAUGGAUUUGCAGUGGAACAGGACCUGGAUCUCUGUCUUUGAAGGACCCUUGAAUCACUUGAACUUUCUAUGUAAGAGCCGUACUCAGCCCAAGUGUUUUUAUUGUGGGAUAAAGCCUCGCUUGUUAGUCCUGUUUAAUUCACAGACAACUCCCUGUAACGUACCGUUAAACCAGAUUUAGCCGUUAAAGAUUUAAUCUGGAUGUUAAAAAACAACCUGUUGCAAUGUAAGCAAUUUCAGUGCUCAGCAUGUUGCUAUUCUCUCUUCUUAAUAUAUUACACUCAACAAAGGCACAUUUUCAUUCCUGUAAUUUACCAAUGACGCAAAGAAACUAAAUUAUGAAAUAAAAGAAUUGCUCUGAUUCUGACUCUCACGACA